AUGAAAUCAGGCACUCGCCACAGUGCUCGUGUGAUGGCUGACGCUGGGCUGAACAGUAGUGACGUGGCUGCACCCGAUGCUGAGGGUCUUCGCUCCACAUCAAAGAAGCGCCCAUCACCGCUGUUGUUAACACCAUUGGCUAGUUUUUCUGCAGAAGAUCUAUCAAUGCUUCGACGUUCAUCACCAGAUGCGUAUCAGGCGCUUCUGCAGUAUGAGCAACUUUGUCGUCACAACACUGCAGUUAUCGAAGCAAAGGAGACAGAGCUGCGCCGAUGCAUUGACGUUGGACAGGAGGUUCUCGCGAAGAUGGAUCACUUGCAGCUGCGCUGUUCGCAACUCGCAAAGGAGCGCGACGACGCUCUAGAAACUGUAGCACAAAUUCAACGACAAACUCAUCGUCAAGAAGUGAAGACAUCUCGUGGCGAGGGUAAGGGAGUUCUAUCGUUAAUGCAACAAGAGAAUCAACAUCUCCAUAAUACGGAAAGAAAUCUUAGGGAGCAACUACAGCAACGCGAAACAGAGCUAUCGAAAUUACACAUUGGUAAUGAAAAAUUAAAGAAAGAGUUAGAUGAACAAAAGCAACUUCAUAAUGCGCUGAAGCAAGACCUUCAAGAGGCGGUGAUUGUAGCUCGACGUGCCGGAGCAAGCGCUGAGACAGCAGAAAAGGCACGGCAUGUUGCAGAGACGUCUCUUAUGGAAUUACGGCGAAAAGUGGAGGAACAGGAACGGGAAUUAAAACAAUUAUAUGUGACAAAUCGUGAGUGUCAAGAUACUUUAGUAAAACUCCAACAACAACAACAUGAGUGGACAUCAUCAUCUAUGCGGCAAUAUGAUGCAACACAGCAACCAUCUGUUCAAUUACUUGGUGCUGCUGCGCAACUUGUGGCGAUGCACAAUCAAAUGUUGGAUAUUAUUAUGAUAUCAGGACGUAUUAAUAGGAAAUCUCUUCUUUCUCCAACGGCGUUCUCACCACCUACACGGUUGCGUGUUCCAACGAAAUUGAACGCAGAGAAUGGUGUUAAUAAUAGUGGGAUGGUAGAACAACUGGAAGAUUGGCUUCUUCAAUCCCUAGAAGAAACUUCAAGGCUCGUUCCAGAAAUAACAAAUCUUUUUCAGCAAAUGGAAGAUCGACUGCGACGCUCUGAAGCUGAUCAAGAACGAUUGAAAUCUGAUCGACAGCUUGCGCUUGAUGAAGCUCAAGAUCUAGGGUUGGAGAAUGAACAUCUACGACAGUCACUUUUGGCACUUAAAGAGGAAGUGCAGUCUCUUGAUGCACAGACAGAUCAGUUGCGUGAGGUAGAGAGUUUAGAGACACGACGGCAGGCUCUCCAGCGUGUCGCUACACUUGAAGAAGCAAAACGUAUAGAACAAGAAACUUUACAGCGAGAGUUGGAGCAGGCAAGACGCCAAGGUGCUUUAGAGUUGUCCCAAUUGCAUGAACGUUUAGAAGAAGAACGAAAUGCAGUAGAACGAGAAAUUCGUUCUCUUCGAGCUGAAGUUGACCGAUGGCGUGCUGAUGAGAAGGCAGCAGCCAUAGCAGCAGCAGCGGCAACGGCAACAGCAACAGCAACAGGACGUCUAGGUUCUGCAGUAUCCCCUCCAGAAGAUAUCCAACUAAAGAUGGAACAGAGGCAGCGGGCACUACAAGGAAUGAUAGAUGAACUUGAGAUGGAAAAUCAACGACUUCGUUCUAGAAACUCACAAGAUGUUGGUCAAUUAAAGGAAGAAAUUUCUCUUCUGGAGCGAGCGGUCCAAGAUGGAAAGACACGAUACCAUCGACAGAUGCAGCAACACGAAGAAGAAAUGGAAAACAUAAUGCAAAAGCAGCGUGAUGAACUUCAGCGACUACGUAAUGCAGAAACAACUGCCCUCCGACGCGCUGAAGGACUACAACAAGAAAUAGAACUUAUAAAUGUUACAGUGCAGGAAUUGCGGGGAAAACUUCAAGUUACUCAACAGGUAUCAGAUCAGCAACAACAACAGCUGAAAGACGAACUUAGACAGACACGUGAUGAGCUUGAGAGAGUGACAGCUCAGGUACAAGAGACGGUAGAGAAGCAACAAGAACAAGAAAGGUUUUACAAGGCAGAAGUACACCAACUAACUACAGAAAAAACCCAGAUACAAGAACAACUUAAGAGUUUAUCCCCUUUUAGGGAGUCCGAUUUGAUAACUGAGCAGUAUAUGAAAGAUGUGGAAGCAAAGGAUGCAACUAUUGCUUCUCUUAACCGUCAGUUGCGAGAAGCUGAAAUAGGAGCAGCUAAGUUACAAGAUGCUUUGCAUCGUUCUUCUCAAAAGGCAAAAGAGGCAUUUGAUUCUUCAGUUCCUGUUGACCGCUAUGAAGAACUUGAGACAGAAUUGAUGCAAGAACGAGAAAAUGCGGAAUCUCUUGCGAGUUCUUUAGCUAUAGCAGAAACUCAGAUGCAGAAUCUUCGUACACGUUUGAACGAUCAGCAACAACGUAUAAGAGAUUGCUUGAGCAUGAUGCCACCGAAUCCUGCACGUAGAUGUUCAAGAGCUGCUUCAAUAUUGCAAGCAGCUGCAAAAAAAUCAACGGCACGACUUCUAGCUGUUCUUGAAGAAGAAGAGCGGCAUCCUUCAUUGUUAUUUCCUUCCCCUAGUUCCACACGUGAUAAUGAGGAUUUAGCAAUUCGGUUGUCAAAUCAUGAAACUGAAACUCCUACAGGAGGCGUUCAGCAGCCAUCUGGGUUGUCCCCAAUUCCAGUAUCACCACGACCUCCAUUACAUAGUCCUCAGAAAUCAUCACCUCUACAACAAGUACAACGACAAGAACAAGAACAAGACAUUGGACGAAGUAUUAGUCGUACUCUUUCUCCUCCAACUUCACCAGUGUUGGAUGAUUUAAGUCCUCCUUCUGUGCAAGGUGUGUGGCAAGACAAGGAACAAGCGGUGACGUCAUUUUCCUCUGCGCUUGAACGAUUCAUCACUGAUUUAACCACCUCCAUGGAUCAAGUGUUACUCCAGCCUUAUACUCACUUUUUUGAGUCUCUGCAUCAACUUCGCCAGUUAUUUUCAGAAUCACCAAAGGAAGUUGACACAACCUUUGAACCUCAAAGUGUUAAAGAGAAUAGUAGUCAGAGUGAGAAUAACAAGGGUAAGGAUGAUACAGGAAUGAAAGAAGGUGAAUUUACCGGUGUUAUUAAAGCUGGACUGGAGCGGUGUGACAGCGCCUCUGAAGAUGCUUUGUGGUGUGCGGUGUCCGGUGGCAUCAUUGAUGCUUAUGUGGAUACGUGUGCGGCGGUGUUCCAGCGGGUGCGCCGCAGUGCUGCUAGUUACCAGCGAGAGGAGGACCUCCUGCGGUCUGGGCAGCGGACCGGCACGGGGAGUUCCGUUCGUGUGCGGCGGCCCGCCGGCGACGUGUUGAGUAGCCAGCGGGAGUUGGAGGCGCAGUUGGCAGCCGCAGCAGCGCGGCUCACAGCGGCCCAAGAAACCGCGCGGGAGGCGGAAGGGCGGGCCGACGACGCCGCCGCGCGCUGCCACGAACUCGCCACCCGCGUGGAGCAUCUCGAGCACCGCCUCGCCGCCGGGCAGCGGGAGUGGGAGGCGGAGCGGCUGCAGUGGCGAAACACUGUAGGAGAUCUGCAAUCAGAGCGGGAGGAACGACGCAGGGAAAGGCUGGAACAGCAACAACAACAGCACCGUCAAGAGAUUGAACGACUCGAACAGGAGCUACAGGAGGCACGUUUAUCACAAUCAAAGGCUAGUCAUGCGUUAAACGAAAUUCGUGAGCAACUUGAGGCAUCAAAUGUGCUUAUACAGGAACGACAGAAUGAGGAGGCGGCGAGGGCAAGGAAAGCAGAAAGAACUAUUGAGUCACUGCAACAACAGUUGCGGAAUGCACAGAUAUCACAUCAAACCUUGCAGAAAUCUCUUUUAACAGAGGAACAACGAAGUGCAGCUGCAGAUGAACGCUCUGAUAUAGUUGCCCAACAACUUGCAGAUUGUCACCGCCAUAUACGAGAAUUAGAGGAGAAAAUUGCUGAACUUCAAGAAGCGUGGUUGCUACAGCAACGAACGUUGGAUGUAGAGUCAAAGAAGACUGAGGCGUUACAGAAAGUAAAUCGUCUGUUAGAAGAACGUUUGUCAGAGGUUGAAGGUGACAGGGAGCCUCUGCGACAGCAACUGCAAAGUUUAUUGCUUCUGCAGCCGUGCGAAAACGACUAUCAUCUUACCUCUGCUAAAUAA
This is a messenger RNA of Trypanosoma theileri, 4206 nucleotides long. RefSeq lists its product as uncharacterized. The transcript has a single exon. The record is from RefSeq and is a predicted model, not a curated record. The coding region runs from base 1 to 4206 and encodes 1401 amino acids. NCBI's taxonomy places the organism in Eukaryota, Euglenozoa, Kinetoplastea, Trypanosomatida, Trypanosomatidae.